UAAUAAUCGUUCUUGUUUUUUCCUUCGUUAUUAUUUCUCAACAAACACCGCCUCCACCCAUCAAAAAAUUAUGGAGGAGGAAAGGCUGACUUCUGCAUAGCAACAGCAGCUCAAAUCAUUGUGUGAGCCACUGUCUGUUUUGUCUACGUCUUCUCUUCUCUCCCCUCUACGUUCCCUUUCUUUUAUUUUUUCUUCCAUCUGUCUGUUUUUCUUUGGACCCAAACAGUGUUCAAGAAGAUUAUCUGUUUCCUCUUUCUGUUUGAUAUGGCUAUUAGAAACUGUGUUAAUUUCUUAAGCUGGUUUACUGGAAUUCUGGUUUGAAAAUAAUUACACCCACUUCAUCAAAUAAGAGGAUUUUCUUUCUAUGAUUCCGGUGUAAUUUCUAGCGUCUAAAUUUUCUGCAACACAUAGUUAAAAACCCAGAUCUUUCUUUCACAUGGUUAAAGAUUUUUCAGUGAUAAAUCAAGUACCAUUUAUGAGACUGGAAGUGAAAACCAAGGAUGUUGCUUUUAAUAUUGGUUGUCUUCCUUAUCUUUCUCUUCCUUUUGCUACUGGUCCAGUGGUGGACGAUUCCUGCAAAUUGAGUCGUUGUCCUUUUUGAGCACUCAUUACUACCCAACAGCAUCUAACCGGAGUUGUAGUUAGUGUAAUUCUCGUCCUUUUUAGCAGAACUAUGUUUUUCUUGAGCUUUUGUUUCUUUAACUGAACCCACAUAGGUUUGUACCUUCGCAAUAUUCCCAGCAAAGCAAUCUCAAUAUUCCAUAUCUAAGGUUGGCUUUUGUUUUGAAGAAUGGAUUUGUUCAUAUUAGGUGGGCAGUUUUAUCGUUUCUGAACUUAAGAUAUGGCUCAGGAGAUAAUGCUAGAGAACCUCAAGAAACAGCUUGCUCUUGCUGUGAGGAGCAUUCAAUGGAGCUAUGCAAUCUUCUGGUCCAUUUCUGCUACACAACCAGGAAUGUGAAUUCUAUAGGGUGUUGGAGUGGGGUGACGGGUACUACAAUGGAGAUAUUAAGACGAGAAGAACAGUUCAACCCAUGGAGCUUAAUGCAGACGAAUUGGGUCUACAGAGAAGUGAACAACUGAGAGAACUCUAUGAGUUUCUUUCAGCUGGUGAAGCCAGCCCACAAGCUAGGAGACCUUCAGUAGCAUUAUCUCCAGAAGAUCUCACAGACACAGAGUGGUAUUACUUGGUCUGCAUGUCUUUUGUAUUCAAUAUUGGCCAAGGCUUGCCAGGAAGAACCUUAGCAACUGGCCAGCCUAUUUGGCUGUGCAAUGCUCAUUUUGCAGAUAGCAAAGCUUUCAGCCGCUCUCUGCUAGCUAAGAGCGCUUCUAUUCAGACUGUAGUGUGCUUUCCAUUCUUGAGAGGUGUGGUUGAGCUAGGCGUGACUGAGCUGAUAUUGGAGGAUCCAAGCCUCAUUCAUCAUGUUAAAACUUCAUUCUUGGAGAUUCAAUACCCUAUAGUUGCUACAAAGACCAGUACAAGAAGUGACAAAGAACUUGCUGAUACUGCUUGUAAUCAGGAUAACCUUGACGUCAAAUUAAUUUCAGUGGCAAGAUGUGAAGAAUUGGAUGUAGUUUCCCACAAUGACAUUUCAGAUAAUCAACCAGAGGAGGAUUCAUUUAUGGUUGAGGAGAUAAACGGAGGAGAUGAUGGCUUCAGCAACUGUGUUCAUAAUUCCUUGAAUUCUAGCAACUAUACAUCUCAAUCCAUUGCAGAUCCUGUGAAGCUUGCUCCUGUUCCGAACAACGAAACAGUCAAGAACCGUAUGUCGAAGGAUGUUCAAGACAGAAAUCACAAUAAACUGACUGCACUUGACCUUCAAAUUACAGAUGGUUUUCAUUAUCAAAGCAUUCUUUCAUCUCUCUUAAAGACCACGCAUCCGUUAAUUCUUGGACAACAUUUUCAAGAUUGUAACGAGGUAUCUAGCUUUGUAAGUUGGAGGAAACUGGGAUUGCUGCAUUGUCAGAGACCAAGAAGUGCACCCUCGCAGAAACUAUUGAAGAAGAUUCUGUUUGAAGUUCCUCGGAUGCAUGUCAGUGGCUUGCCAGAUUCCCCAGAAGACAACAGCAAUAACGUUGGAGUUCUGAUACCAGAGGCAGAUGAUUUUAGUGCAAAUCAUGUAUUAGUUGAGAGGAAACGAAGAGAAAGAUUAAAAGAAAAUUUUAUGAUUCUCAAAUCGAGUUUUUAUUCAAUCAAAAGGGCUGAUAAAGUAUCUGUCCUAGAUGAGACAAUAGAAUACAUGCAAGAGCUUGAAAGAAGAGUUGAAAAGUUGGAAUCAUGUCGGGAGUUGACAGAAUUAGAUGCAAGAACAAGAAGGAGAGAGAGGACAUCUGAUAACUAUGGCAGAAACAAAACUGGUAACAGCAAGAAGCCGCCAGUAAACAAGAGAAAAAUCUGCAAGAUCGAUGACACAGAGACAGAGAUGGACUAUGACAUAUCAGUUAGUGUGAAUGAUAAGGACGUAAUAAUCGAGAUCAAUUGCCCAUGGAGGGAAGGAUUAUUGCUUGAGAUCAUGGAUGCAGCAGCAAGCCAUCUGCAUUUAGAUUCUUACUCAGUUCAAUCCUCCACCAUUAAUGGGAUUCUUUCUCUUACAAUCAAAUCUAAGCAGAAGGGAUUAACAGCUGCAUCAGCUAGAGAGAUCAAACAAGUAAUUGAAAGAGUUGCUCGUAAAUAUUGAAGCUUGGCCUCACAUGGAAGUCUGUCUUCUUUAUCAUUGUAACUUCACUGCUUCAGUUAUAAAAUUAUGCAUCUUUGGGUUAUUUAGUAAAUCAUGGUUAUAAAAACAAGUGAUUUUUCCUUCAUGUUUAUCCCUUAAUGAGCAAAAAUGAACUUGUUUUGAA
Molecule: messenger RNA, 2838 nt
Organism: Manihot esculenta (cassava)
Lineage: Eukaryota; Viridiplantae; Streptophyta; Magnoliopsida; Malpighiales; Euphorbiaceae
Product: transcription factor GLABRA 3
Exons: 8
Coding region: 915-2675 (586 amino acids)
Molecular function (GO): protein dimerization activity
Source: RefSeq, a predicted model, not a curated record